Molecule: messenger RNA, 2444 nt
Organism: Ruditapes philippinarum (Manila clam)
Lineage: Eukaryota; Metazoa; Mollusca; Bivalvia; Venerida; Veneridae
Product: scavenger receptor cysteine-rich domain superfamily protein-like
Exons: 15
Cellular component (GO): membrane
Source: RefSeq, a predicted model, not a curated record
ACACUUCUUUCCCAAUCCUUCUGUUUACGGACAAGGAACAGGUGGUAUAUACAUCGGUGUUAUAGGGUGCACUGCUGCAAACACUCAUAUAAAUCAGUGUAGUUUUCGACCCCCAGAUCGAUACUAUUGCUCUCACAGUUAUGAUAUUUCAUUAGUGUGUACACCUUGUGGUAAAGUGACAAUACAAUUUGGCUCUUUUGAUUCUUUUAAUGGUACUGUACUGACUGCAAAGUGCGACGAUGGCUAUCAACCAGAAAAAAUAACAUUUGAUUGUCUUUCGAAUGGGACUUGGCUGCAAAAUGACAUAUGUACAUCAAAAUAUUCUUAUCCGUUAGAAAUAAGUGAUAUGAAGCUUGUAAACAGGUAUGGUCAUCACGAAGGUCGUGUAGAGAUACAGGUUGAUGGCAUUUGGGGAAUUAUAUGUAGCAACAAUUUUACUAUAGCAGAGGCGAACGUCAUUUGUCAAAUGAUUGGUUUAGAAGCAAGUCGUUUUUACACAGAUACAAGGGGCGACGGUCCAGUUUUUAUCUCAAAUCUUCAAUGCAAUGGAAAUGAAUCACAUAUCAACAAUUGUUCUUACAAUGUAGAUAAUGAUUGCUUGUACAGUGCAGCAGUCUACUGUACAGGGUAUCAGCUGAAUGUUACUGGAUGGCGCCUGGCCGGUACAAAUGGACCUUAUCAUGGAAGAGUCGAAUUAGAAGUGAAUGGUACAUGGGGAACAAUCUGUUCACGAGGAUUCUAUGGCUUGCGAUCAGCAGCUGUUAUAUGCAAUAUGUUUGGAUUACGAUAUAACACCUACUAUUAUAAUGCACAUUAUGGGCAAGGAGAAGGUCCAAUAUACAUAGAGAGUCUACACUGUUACAACAGCUACUAUACAGAAAUAAACGACUGCUUAUAUGUUGCAAACAACUAUCACGGUGCAUGUUCGCAUGAACAAGAUUUAUCAGUGAUGUGCUUUGGUCCGUUUCUGAAUAUAACGGAUGUGCGAUUAACAAAUGGAACAGGGCCUAACGAUGGUAGGGCAGAAAUCAAAAUUAACGACACAUGGGGAACUAUUUGUGAUUCUAAUUUUGCUUUAAGAGAUGCGGAGGUGUUUUGUAAAAUGCUUGGACUGAAAGCUGUGAGAUUUUUCACCGGGGCAUUAUACGGAGAAGGAAAUGGGCCGGUUUAUAUUGAUCAACUUAUCUGUGACAGUGGUGAUGUUGUUCUAAGUGACUGCCAGUAUUUGUUUCUUAAUGAAUGCAGACAUAGCAGAGAUGUUUCUAUUGUAUGUAAUGAGUGCGGGGAGCCAGACAACUCUCAUUGGGAUGCUGGAUAUUUUACAUACAAUGGUUCAACUUUGUAUGCUGAUUGCUCCUACUAUAAAACAUAUUUAGGCAUAUUAAAGAUGACUUGUGAUAAUGUAACACAGAAAUGGGAAACAGAAGGAGAAUGUCAAGAAUAUGGCUAUCCAUUAGUUAUCACUGAAAUUAAACUGUCAGGGGGGAGUUCAACAUCAAAUGGUAGGGUGGAAAUCAAAUCUAUGGACACAUGGGGAACAGUAUGUGACCAUGGUUUCGGUAAAAAUGAAGCCGACACAAUAUGCACAAUGAUAGGCUUCCCUCCUGCUGCCUCAUUUCACCACGGUGCAUACUUUGGCGAAGGUUCUGGUCCAAUAUUUGUUGAUGAUUUACAAUGUGCAGAUAAUUCUACACAUAUCAACAAUUGUAGUUACGUCACGUAUGAUAAUUGCUUUCACUUCAACGAUGUUUCUGUUGUUUGCACAGAAUGCCCCUCGCCAAAGCCUACAAAUGGAAGCAUAAAUUCCACAUCUACACAUUACCUUGCUGCUGUGAUGGUCACGUGUGACGACGGAUACAAGUUGAUUGGUGAUUCUGAAAUACGUUGUGAACUUGAUGCGACAUGGAGCAGUAGCCCAACUUGCAAAUUGAUAGACUGCGACGACCCAACACCUGAGUUUGGAUCUAUUAACACAACAUCUACAACAAACGGAAUUGUUGCCAUGGUUUCAUGUGACGAAGGAUAUGAAAUACAAGGUGAAACUGUGAUAAUGUGUCAACCUAGUGAGGAAUGGACAGAUAACCCUUCGUGUAACAUCAAAGAUUGUGGUAUACCAAAUCCUGUCAAUGCAGAAGCGACACUUUCCGAGAAUAAAACAACGUAUGGAGAAACUGCUGUUGUUUCUUGUUAUGAUGGAUAUCAACCAGGUGGUAGUUAUAUUGUUUCCUGCUUAGCUAAUGGAACUUGGGAAGCCUGGCCUGAAUGCACAAUAGUUGAUUGCGGGGACCCAACACCCAACCAAGGGGAGUCAAAUGUCACAGUGUUCAUUUAUGGCACUGUUGCUAAAAUUGAGUGUGAACCAGGUUUCAACAUAUCUGGGGAUUCCGUGAUCGCUUGUCAGUCUGAUGGAACAUGGAGUGAAAAUCCAAUUUGCGAUACAUCGG